Sciurus carolinensis (gray squirrel) is the source of this 5969-nucleotide messenger RNA. Its product is annotated as ABC-type organic anion transporter ABCA8-like. Gene Ontology annotation, biological process: lipid transport; transmembrane transport. Gene Ontology annotation, molecular function: ABC-type transporter activity; lipid carrier activity; ATP binding. Lineage: Eukaryota; Metazoa; Chordata; Mammalia; Rodentia; Sciuridae. Bases 362 to 5227 code for a protein of 1621 amino acids. Gene Ontology annotation, cellular component: intracellular membrane-bounded organelle; mitochondrial inner membrane. The record is from RefSeq and is a predicted model, not a curated record. The transcript has 40 exons.
UUACAGAAGUCAAACAGUUAAAGCAAAUUCUGGAGAAGUGCUAGAGACCCGGAAAAAAAAAAAAAAGUGCAUUGUUUUCUUUCAGUUAGUCACCGGUGGAUAAACUGUGUUUCUAGAUUCCUUGCUUCAAAUUUCCCAAAAGGCUUUCUGGCCUCUUUCCUCAUCUGCUAGACUUGCUUCCAGCCUCGGUGAACAGCCUGUGUUAUUUUCCCCUCUGUCAAUACCCUCGGAUCCUGCCUUGGUCAACGGGCCUCCCACUGGAACUGGCCCCUGGACCCCCUCACCCCAGCUUUGACUAAAGAACAGCAGCACCUUGUGCGUGAUCUUGUCCCUAUGGCUGGGACGAGGGCUUCAGGGCAGCAUGAGUAAGAGAGAGAUAAGCGUGUGUCAACAAACUUGGGCCUUAUUACAUAAGAACAUUCUUAAAAAAUGGAGAAUGAAGAGAGAGUCCUUAAUGGAAUGGACGAAUGCAUUGUUCCUCCUACUUUGCUUGUACCUGUAUCCUCAUGGUCAUCAAAUGAAGGACUUUUCUUCACUGCCUCCGGAGGACCUGGGACGGGUAGAUUCAUUUAGUGGAUCCAAAUUUACAAUCGCAUACUCACCUAUCACCAAUGUAACCCAACAGAUAAUGGGUAGAGUAGUUACUACCUCCUUCAUGACAGGUGAAGAAGUCAUGGGACUAGCAGAUGAAGAAAGCAUUAAAGAAUUAGCAGCAGAUUAUUAUGGUGAAAUAGUAAAAAUCAUCUUUACAAACACAUACUCGUAUCAUCUGAAAUUCUUGGGAUCCAGAAUCCCGGUAGGGAAGGAACACAAGGACCAUGAAGCUCAUUGUUUUGAAACGUUGGACGAUGUUGAAUGUUACAUCUCAAUAUUCUGGAAGGAAGGUUUCGUGGCUCUUCAAGCUGCCAUUAAUGCUGCUAUUAUAGAAACCACUACGAAUCGUUCGGCGAUGGAGGAGCUGCUGUCAGUUACUGGAAAAUACAUGAAGAUACAGCCCUUCGUCAGUCAAGGAGGAGUUAUGACUGAUUUUUUCAUUUUCUUCUGCAUCGUCUCCUUCUCCCCGUUCAUUUACUACGCGUCUAUCAAUGUCACAAGGGAGAGGAAGAAGAUGAAGGGACUGAUGGCCAUGAUGGGCCUGCGGGAUUCGGCAUUCUGGCUCUCCUGGGGUUUGCUCUAUGCUGGCUUCAUCUUCGUUAUGGCCCUUUUCUUGGCACUUAUUAUAAAAUCUAUCCAGUUUUUCAUUCUGACCAACUUCAUGGUGAUUUUUAUCCUUUUUCUCCUUUACGGAUUGUCACUGAUUGCUCUGGCUUUCUUGAUGAGCGUCUUGGUGAAGAAGUCUUUCCUCAGCAGCUUGGUAGUGUUCCUUCUUACUGUCUUCUGGGGGAACCUGGGAUUCACAGCUUUGUACAGAUACCUCCCUGUGUCCUUGGAGUGGAUUUUCAGUUUUCUUAGCCCAUUUGCCUUCACCCUUGGAAUGUCCCAGCUCUUACACUUGGACUAUGACUUAAAUUCGAAUGCAUUUCUCCAUGCAUCGGACGGCUCAAAUCUAAUUAUAGCAACAAAUUUCAUGUUGGCAUUUGACACUUUCCUCUAUCUGGCAUUGAUGAUGUACUUUGAAAAAAUUCUGCCAAAUGAAUUCGGACAUAAACGUUCACCCUUGUUUUUCCUGAAGUCCUCAUUUUGGUCACGACAACCACAGGCUGAUCGUGUGAUCCUCGAAGAUGAAAUAGAUUCUAGUCCUUCAUCAAAUGACUCUUUUGAACCAAUGUCUCCAGAAUUCCGAGGGAAAGAAGCCAUCAGAAUCAGAAAUGUUACAAAAGAAUAUAAAGGAAAACCUGAUAAAAUAGAAGCUUUGAAAGAUCUGGUAUUUGACAUUUAUGAAGGCCAAAUCACUGCAAUACUUGGUCACAGUGGAGCUGGAAAAUCAACGCUGUUAAAUAUUCUUAGUGGGCUGUCAGUUCCCACCAAAGGUUCUGUCACCAUCUACAAUAAUAAACUCUCAGAAAUCAAUGACCUAGAAAACAUCAUCAAGAUCACUGGAGUUUGUCCACAAUCCAAUGUACAAUUUGACUUCCUUACCGUGAGAGAAAACCUCAGGCUAUUUGCUAAAAUAAGAGGGAUUCCACCACAAGAAGUGGAGCAAGAGAUACAAAGAGUUUUGCUGGAAUUGGAAAUGAAAAAUAUUCAGAAUGUUCUCGCUCAAAACUUAAGUGGUGGACAGAAAAGAAAACUAACCUUCGGGAUUGCCAUUUUAGGAGAUCCUCAGAUGUUCCUGUUGGAUGAACCCACUGCUGGAAUGGAUCCCUUUUCAAGACACCGAAUUUGGAACCUCCUAAAAGAGCGUAAAACAGAUCGUGUGAUCCUGUUUAGUACGCAGUUCAUGGAUGAGGCUGACAUCCUGGCAGAUAGGAAAGUGUUUCUCUCCAAGGGGAAACUGAAGUGUGCAGGUUCUUCAUUGUUUCUGAAGAAGAAGUGGGGGAUCGGAUACCAACUAAGUUUGCAGUUGAAUGAAAUAUGUGCUCGGGAAAAGAUAACAUCCCUUGUUAAACAGCACAUCCCUGAUGCCAAAUUAUCAGCAGAGAGUGAAGGAAAGCUUGUCUAUACAUUACCCUUAGAAACAACCUAUAGAUUUCCAGAACUUUACAUGGAUCUUGAUAGCAGUCCCAGCCUGGGGAUUGAGAAUUAUGGUGUUUCCAUGACAACUUUGAAUGAAGUGUUCCUGAAGUUAGAAGGAAAAUCAGCAAUUGAUGAAUCAGAUGUCGACAUUCUAGGAGAAGCGCAGGUGGAAAGAGCCGGGGACACUGAAAGACUUGUUGAGAUGGAACAAAUCCUCUCUUCACUUCCGGAGAAGAGUGAGAAAGCAGGGGGCGUGGCUCUCUGGGCGCGACAAAUCGGUGCAAUCGCAAAGGUUCGUUUCCUGAAGCUGAAGCACGAAAGAAAAGCUCUUCUAUCACUGCUGUUGAUUCUGGUGGUUGGAUUUGCCCCUGUUCUUUUGGACUACAUCUUGAUGAAAGUCUAUCAGAACGGUUACACUUGGGAACUGUGUCCUCAUUUGUACUUCCUUGCUCCUGGACAACAGCCACACGACCCUCUCACUCGAUUAUUGAUCAUUAAUAAGACAGGGGCAAGCAUUGAUGACUUUGUACAUGCUGUGGAGCACCAGAACAUAGCUGUGGAGGUGGAUGCAGCUGGAGCUAGAAAUGGCAUAGAUGACCCGUCUUAUAAUGGAGCCAUUGUAGUGUCUGGUAAUGAAGAGAAAUACAACUUUUCAUUAGCAUGCAAUACCAAAAGACUGAAUUGCUUCCCGGUUCUCAUGGAUAUUGUUAGUAACGGGCUACUUGGAAUGGUUACUCCGUCAGCACAUAUUCAGACUGACAGCAGCACAUUUUUGGGGAACCUAUGGAAUAUUCCAUUUGAGUUCCUGGGAUACACCAUAUUCUGGCUGAUUUUGCUGUCCAGUUGUUCUCCUUACAUUGCCAUGAGCAGCAUUGACGACUACAAGAGCAGAAUGAGGUCCCAGCUGCGGAUUUCGGGCCUCUUUCCUUCCGCGUACUGGCUUGGGCAGGCACUGGUGGACAUUCCCCUCUACUGCUUGAUCUUCCUUUUUAUGUAUUUAAUGGACUACACUUUAAACUUCCAAGAGACUAUAUUCACAUUUAUAAGUCAUAUUAUUCAAAUCCCGUGUGCUGUUGGUUACUCCAUGUCCCUUAUCUUCUUUACAUAUGUGAUUUCAUUCAUCUUUCGAAAGGGGAGAAAAAAUAGUGGUAUUUGGUCAUUUUGCUUCUUUGUCGUCACCUUGUCCUCUGUGCUUAUGUUUCUGUUGGAGAUACCUGAAAGUAGUGUGCUAUUUUGCAUCGUCUUUUUAAUACCACAAGCCACAUUGAUUGGCUGCCUGUUCUUAUCUUAUCAUCUUUUCACGUAUGAUAUCUUUGAUGACGAACCAAAUAGUAGAGAAACUUUUCUGGUCUUCCUAAUUCCCUUGCUUCAUUUUAUCAUUUUUCUUUUUAUUCUCCGAUGUCUGGAAUGGAAGUUUGGGAAGAAACCCAUGGGAAAGGAUCCCUUCUUCAGAAUUUCUCCAAGAAGCAUUGAUGUGCGUCAAAAUCUAGAAGAGCCCGAAGGGGAAGAUGAAGACGUUCAGAUGGAAAGAGUGAGAACGGCUAAUGCCUUGAAUUCCACAGACGUCGAUGAGAAGCCAGUCAUUAUCGCCAGCUGUCUACGCAAGGAGUAUGCAGGGAAGAGGAAGCAUUGCUUCUCCAAGAGGAAGAGUAAAAUAGCCACCAGGAAUGUCUCAUUCUGUGUGAGGAAAGGUGAAGUUUUAGGAUUGUUAGGACAUAAUGGAGCUGGUAAAAGUACAUCCAUUAGGGUGAUAACUGGAGACACAAAAUCAACUGCUGGCCAGGUGCUCCUCCAAGGCAGCAGCGGAGGGGACGCCCCGGGCUUCCUGGGGUACUGUCCUCAGGAGAAUGUGCUGUGGCCCAACCUGACCGUGAGGGAACACCUGGAGGUAUUUGCCACCGUGAAGGGACUGAGGAAAGGGGAUGCCGCCGUCGCCAUUACACGGUUGGUGGAUGCGCUCAAGCUGCAGGACCAGCUGAAGGCUCCCGUGAAGACCUUGUCAGAGGGAAUAAAGCGAAAGCUGUGCUUCGUGCUGAGCAUCCUAGGGAGCCCGUCGGUGGUGCUUCUGGAUGAGCCGUCCACCGGAAUGGACCCCGAGGGGCAGCAGCAGAUGUGGCAGGCCAUCAAGGCUACCAUUAGGAACACCAAGAGGGGCGCCAUCUUGACCACCCAUUACAUGGCAGAGGCAGAAGCCGUGUGUGACCGCGUGGCCAUCAUGGUGUCCGGACGGCUGAGGUGUAUCGGUUCCAUCCAACACCUAAAAAGCAAAUUUGGCAAAGAUUACCUGCUGGAGAUGAAGGUGAAGACCCCUGCACAGGUGGAACCCCUCCACGCGGAGAUUCUCAGGAUUUUCCCCCAGGCCGCUCGACAGGAAAGGUACUCUUCUCUGAUGGUUUAUAAGUUACCAGUGGAGGACGUGCAGCCGCUAGCCCAGGCUUUCUUUAAAUUGGAGAAGCUCAAGCAGAGCUUCCGCCUGGAGGAGUACAGCCUCUCGCAGUCCACCCUGGAGCAGGUUUUCCUAGAGCUCUCCAAAGAGCAGGAGCUGGAUGACUUUGAUAAUGAACUUGAUCCUUCUGUGCAGUGGAAGCUUCUCCCACAGGAAGAGCCUUAGGCCACGAGGGCUUCGUGUUCCCCUGUAAGGCUGUGGCUGCUUUAUAAAGACAUUUAUUUUGGUAGCAUCUGUGUCAUAUUCUUAGGAACCGUAUUACACACACUGAGAUGGUUCUCCUUGCGGGGAGAGGGGGAGCCAUGCGGGUUGCUGCAGGAACAGCACCAAGGACCUGUCUGAGCUGCCUCCAGCCCAGCCUCUGCAGGCUGCUCUGGCUCCAUUUAUCUGCAUAAUGCUGAAUGAAUGUAUUUACUUUUAUACAAUUGUUCAAGUUUCUGAGUAUGAUAAACAGAUUUUCUUUACUAUUUUUGAGCCGAAAUCUUAAAACACGCUUUUCUAACCCAGAGUUAGAAUUCCAUGUAUUUACUCUCUGGAUAUUUGAGACUUUAAAAAGCUGAUAUCUUCAUAAAAAUAGAAGUAGGUUUUAGUAUGUUUGUUAUGACUCAGAGUAAUAAGACAUCGCCGGUCCUAAUGUCUGAUAUCAAUAUAGUUAAUAUGCCCACUGGUAACACUAUGGUACUGAUGCACUCUGGAAAGCCCAACCCUGCUGUUAGGAGUAGAUUGCACUUUUAUUUCUGUAAAACAACUGUGUCCCAUUUACGUGGUAUGUUCAAACACAGGCCUUCGAGAUGCCUGGAUUGUAACUGAUCCUCCGUGGGUAUGUGUCACUUGAUUUCAGAAAGCUGAUAAAUGUAAUAACAGAGCAAAUGAUCAAGUCGGUGAAAAAUGGAAAAUAAAUAUCAUA